Molecule: messenger RNA, 6290 nt
Organism: Miniopterus natalensis
Lineage: Eukaryota; Metazoa; Chordata; Mammalia; Chiroptera; Miniopteridae
Source: RefSeq, a predicted model, not a curated record
UAAAUUUUUAACAUACUUUUUGUCACUUGCUUUUCACAACACCGAGUGAUGGCCCCGUGUUUUCUGUUACUGUCCCCUUGUUUUCUAUUCCCCAACAUUCUGAAGUUUACACUCACAAAACUGUAUUAUUUAUCAGAAUAUCAAAAAUGCACAAUUUCUUUUGUUGUUGUUAACAGUAGCUAAAAAGGUAUUUAUGUGAUCUUAAGCAGUUCUAAGAGCAUAUUGGUAAGUCUGUAUGUGUUUAAGUAAAGACUUUAAGAAGUUUGAACUAAAACAUUUUGUAUUUGUCAUAGUUGAUUCCUGAUUGGAGGAGAAAAUACUUUUUAGUUACUUGACGGUUUUUUGUUUAAUGUAGUACUAAAUUUGAAAGCCAAUCAUUGGCAAAGGUAGUUUUUAGAAUCUUUUUUUCAUUGUAAAUAUAGACUACUGUCUCAGUCAGUUUGGGCUGCUGUAACAAAAUACCGUGGACUAGAUGGCUUACAGUAAACAUUUAUUUCUCACAGUUCUGGAGACUGAAAGAACCUAAGAUCAAAAUGCCAGCAGAAUUGGUUCUUGGUGAUGGGCCUCUCCCUGGCUUGUAGACAUCACCUUCUUGCUGUACCCUCACAUGGAGAGCAGAGUGAGGACAAGCUCUGUGGUAUUUUCUUAUAAAGAUACUGAUCCCAUCAUUAGAGCCCUAAUCUCGUGACCUCAUUGCAACCUAAGCACCUCCCAAAGGCCCCACAUCCAAAUACCAUCAGGGCUUCAACAUAUGAAUUUGGGGUGUGGGAGACAGUUUAGUCCAUAGCAACUAGCUAUGGGGAAAAUCUUGUCCGUAAAUACUAACCCUAGCAUUUUUUGUUUGUUUUUAGUGUUAUGUGCCAAGAACCUUGCAAAGAAAGACUUCUUUAGACUCCCUGACCCCUUUGCAAAGAUUGUUGUGGACGGAUCUGGGCAGUGCCACUCAACGGACACUGUGAAAAACACAUUGGACCCAAAGUGGAACCAGCACUAUGAUCUAUAUGUUGGGAAAACUGAUUCUAUAACCAUCAGCGUGUGGAACCACAAGAAAAUUCACAAGAAGCAGGGAGCUGGCUUCCUGGGCUGUGUGCGGCUGCUCUCCAAUGCCAUCAGCAGAUUAAAAGAUACUGGAUACCAGCGUUUGGAUCUAUGCAAACUAAAUCCCUCAGAUACUGAUGCAGUUCGUGGCCAGAUAGUGGUCAGUUUACAGACACGAGACAGAAUAGGCACUGGAGGGUCUGUGGUAGACUGCAGAGGACUGUUAGAAAAUGAAGGAACCGUGUAUGAAGACUCAGGGCCUGGAAGGCCACUCAGCUGCUUCAUGGAGGAACCCGCCCCUUAUACAGAUAGUACUGGUGCUGCUGCUGGUGGAGGAACCUGCAGGUUUGGGGAAUCCCCAAGUCAAGAUCAAAGACUUCAGGCACAGCGACUUCGAAAUCCUGAGAUCCGAGGGUCCCUCCAGACACCUCAGAACCGACCACAUGGCCACCAGUCACCAGAACUGCCCGAAGGCUAUGAACAAAGAACAACAGUGCAGGGACAAGUCUACUUUUUGCACACACAGACUGGAGUGAGCACGUGGCACGACCCCCGAAUACCAAGCCCCUUGGGGACCAUUCCUGGGGGAGAUGAAGCUUUACUAUACGAAUUCCUUCUACAAGGCCAUACAUCUGAGCCCAGAGACCUUAACAGUGUGAAUUGUGAUGAACUCGGACCACUGCCACCAGGUUGGGAAGUCAGAAGUACAGUUUCUGGGAGAAUAUAUUUUGUAGAUCAUAAUAACCGAACAACCCAGUUUACAGACCCAAGGUUACACCACAUCAUGAAUCACCAGUGCCAACUAAAGGAGCCCAGCCAGCCGCUGCCGCUGCCCAGUGAGGGCUCAGUGGAAGAGGAGGAACUUCCUGCCCAGAGAUACGAAAGAGAUUUAGUUCAGAAACUGAAGGUCCUCAGACAUGAGCUUUCACUUCAGCAGCCCCAAGCUGGUCAUUGCCGCAUAGAAGUAUCCAGAGAAGAAAUAUUUGAGGAGUCUUAUCGCCAGAUAAUGAAGAUGCGACCAAAAGACUUGAAAAAACGGCUCAUGGUGAAAUUCCGUGGAGAAGAAGGUUUGGAUUAUGGCGGCGUGGCAAGGGAGUGGCUUUAUUUAUUGUGCCAUGAAAUGCUGAAUCCGUAUUAUGGACUCUUCCAAUACUCUACGGACAAUAUUUACAUGCUGCAAAUCAACCCAGAUUCUUCCAUCAACCCUGACCAUUUGUCUUAUUUCCAUUUUGUUGGUCGGAUCAUGGGUCUGGCUGUGUUCCAUGGACACUACAUAAAUGGGGGUUUCACAGUUCCCUUCUAUAAGCAGCUAUUGGGGAAACCCAUCCAGCUCUCUGAUUUGGAAUCGGUCGACCCAGAACUACAUAAGAGCUUAGUGUGGAUUCUCGAGAACGACAUCACCCCUGUGCUGGACCACACCUUCUGCGUGGAGCACAAUGCUUUUGGGAGGAUUCUUCAGCACGAACUGAAACCAAAUGGCAGGAAUGUUCCCGUCACAGAGGAGAACAAGAAAGAAUAUGUCCGGUUAUAUGUAAAUUGGAGAUUUAUGAGAGGAAUCGAAGCCCAGUUCUUAGCACUUCAGAAAGGGUUUAAUGAGCUCAUUCCUCAGCACUUACUGAAGCCUUUUGACCAGAAGGAACUAGAGCUGAUAAUAGGCGGCCUGGACAAAAUAGACCUGAACGACUGGAAGUCUAACACUCGGCUGAAGCACUGUGUGGCCGACAGCAACAUCGUCAGGUGGUUCUGGCAGGCGGUGGAGACCUUUGAUGAGGAGAGGCGGGCUAGGCUCCUACAGUUUGUGACGGGGUCCACGCGUGUCCCGCUCCAAGGCUUCAAGGCAUUACAAGGUUCUACAGGCGCCGCAGGCCCCCGGCUGUUCACCAUCCACCUGAUCGAUGCAAACACAGACAACCUUCCGAAGGCCCACACCUGCUUUAACCGGAUCGACAUUCCACCUUACGAGUCUUAUGAAAAGCUCUACGAGAAGCUGCUGAUAGCAGUGGAGGAGACCUGUGGGUUUGCUGUGGAGUGAAGAGCAACCAAAGGCAACAGAUUCUAGCUCACGACCACCAGACCAAAAGCCUGUCGCUUUCCGCGUGCCUCCUGCGAAGCGGGCUGAGCGCGGGGAUUCUAGAUGACCUGAGGGAGAGGGUGUCUCCCUCUUUUGUGUCGGGGAGCAAGGGGGCGGGGGGACUUUGGUUGGUGGCUCCCACCCAUCUUUUCCUCCUUUACGACAGUACCCCCACCCCCUUCCAUCACCCAUCCAAUAAAGUGCAGCCAGGUUUAGAUUUGGCUUCGGUCACACAGGAUAUUCUGCUAUGGUUGUAACACACUUGGCAUCAGGCGCACUGCCCUGUGGUCUUACGGGAGGAUCGGCCUGCAGCCCUGGAACUGAGCUUAGCUUCCUGUGGGUCUGUAACUGGUAGCUGCACUAGCUAUUCUGUCUCAAGACAGUCUUCAGGCCCCUUUUCCGGUUCAGCAGCUCAAAUUCCAAAUUUCACAUCCUAGUGGUCUGCUCUGGGUGCAGAUUAAUUUCUACCUGAAAAGUUACUGUAUAAUACAUGCUUACUGGGACCCUGCCACAGCAGAAAGCUUGAGUCCAAAACAUGCUUCCCUUUUGAAAGGUAAAGGAAUGGGGCAGCUUUAGCUGGAGGCCCAGGCUAUUUCUUUUCAGGGUAUCCUGGUUGUAAAUUUUGUUUUGCAUAGAGGAAAAUGAUCUUCCCUUUUAAGAUUCCCUUUGGCCACACUAUCUACCCCAGUUUGAAAUAUUUUUCAGUGAGACCACCACAUAAUGGAGCUCCCAAGCUGUGGCUCCUGUACCACCUGUUUGCAAAGGAGUGUCAGCUGGGUCACUUGGAUACUAACAAUUAUGUGGAAAUUGCUAACAGCUAAACUAAUAAAAAUUCUGUUAUUACAGCAAACUAGCUUAAAAGGGAAAUUGGGAAUAGAUAACCUCGAUGACUGGAGUCGACCCCAAGUUGCUAUUUUACGAAAAGCAGGGUGUGGGUGUAAACCUGACAGCAGAGAGGGACAACCCACCCUGACCAUUAUUCAGCCCAUUUCCCAUGUCAGAUGGUGACGGUGACAAUUGCUACUUGAUUUACUUGCCCUGAUGUCUUCAUAUGAUGAGCAAGACCAAAGCACGCUGAGACCCUAAGUUUCUAACACUGUUUUCCAAUUUGCACAGAAGUUCGAACAGUAUUUUAUUUAACAAGUGGCUUGAUUCCAGAGAGUGAACUUCAGUGAGAAUCAGCGGCAGCAACAGGUUUUCCCAUCUGGUUUUUCUGUUGUUGUUUUUGUUUAGGGGCAAGUGCAGGGAGGGUCAUUCAUUAGCGAGACACUUCACUAUUGAAAUUUCGCUGUUGAAGCUUCUGAGUUAGCCGCUGGGAUCCAGCUGUGGGUCUGAGGUGGGUUUGGAAGGAGCGUUUGGUCAGCUGUUUCGCUGUUGUUGUUACUGAUGGCUGUAAACUGGGGUGUGGAGGAUACUGACUGCUGCGUCUUGCUCUGGUUCCUUGGCUUGCCCCAGAGGCAGCCUGUAGUUUGACAUGGGGGUGCUCAGACCUCUUAGGAGAAGGACCUUCCCCUGCACAGAGGCUUGUGCAGGUCGUAGGUAAGACUGCCAGCUGUGGAUUCCAAGAGCAAUGAGAGCCAAGCCUCUGGGCUGCUCACUGGGGCUCAGACAGAAGGGAUGUCAAGUGUGAUUUGCGGCCGAAGGAAAACUGAGUCCAGUCACAAAGUCCCAACCAAACUGUGGGCUUUGUCUUGAGGAGUCCGAUUUGUCCUGGUGGGGCUUCUCCUGUGUCUCAUUCACCACGAGGCCUUCUGAGGGCAUCCUAGAAGCCCCCCAAUGGCUUAUCCAGUCCUCGCGGUCUUCUUCUGGAAGAAAGAGGAAAUGAAAGCUACAGAUCUCCCACUAGAUAGGUCUCCUCUUCCACAUGAGCCUACACCACAGGAGGAGAGGACAUCCGUCAGAAGUGCAAGGCCCUCGAGACUGAGGUAGGAAGCCCCCCACCCCGAAUCGAUUCUGUGGCAGUGGCCAGAUCUGCAGUACUUAGAAAGGAAACGAGGGUCUAGUGGUUGAAAAGACUUGCAAGCAGGACUGUGGCAUCGGACUCCUUUAGAACUACCUACCUUCCUGCCGUUAGAAGGAACCAGGGAACGAUCCUCCGAAUCUGUACCUGCCGGCCCCUCGCUGUUCUCGCGUGUCAGGUGUCGCCUCAGCAAGAUCCAGAGGGUCGUGUCCUGGCUCCUCUGGGAGCUGCUUGGGACACCCACGUUACCUGUCUAUAAGGCCUGGGGCUCUGCUUUUUCACUUACACUUGCCCAUGAGCACCCUCAUCAGCUGUGAGUGUUACCAGGGAGCCUGAAAGAGAACUUUCCAGAGCUUCAGUUUACUCUUGCCAAACAGGCCUAUCUGUCCGUGGCGUUGCACUUCUAGGACCUUAACUAUUGACAAUUGUUUGGGCCUUUUGAACCACCCCAAAGAAUAGUGUAGCAAGCAGUUGGUAAAAGCUCCCAGUGGCUACACUCUAGGUCUGUGGAACCCCAUCCACACGGGCGUUCUCCUUCGUACCCUUCUCGGGCUCCCAGACGGCACCCAACCCCGGCCUCUGGCCCGAUGCUUCGGGCCCACUUCCAGGCCUGCCCUCACCAGCGGUCAGCAGCCGACCCUCAGGGAUGUAGCAGACCACCGCUCUGCAGGCGGGGAAAGCUAAGGGGCUGCGUGUGGGGACAGUGACCCGAACUCUCUCGACUUCUGAAGGGAGAAUCCGCCUGCCCAAUGGAGUUGGGGCCCCUGGGUCCAAAUUCAGGUUAGGUGGUCCUCAGAUCUGAGCUGUCAGGGAGGGGCCUUGUGCACAGAAAGUGCCCGCCCCACCCCAUGGCAGCCAGGUGCAUGCCGCACGGCAGCCAUCCCCAAACAUAGUAUGAAUUUUUAAAAUUUGUUUAUUUUUGUUUCUCAACCACUUUAUAAUGUAUUUUUAAUUUAUUUUGUAAUGUCUUGUUCUUAAGUAUUGCUGCUAUCCUUGUUGUUCUUCCCACUGUUUUUAUUGCUGAUUUAUUUUGUGAAAGUUGUAACUAAUGUUCUGUUUUAUGUCAAAAUCAAAAGUAUUUAAAGAAAUACUAGUUCUAUUUAAUGUGGUUAUGGAACCAGCUGGAAACACACAACAAACAGCAACUGUACAGCAGGCUGGACCCGGGAGGUCAGGUUCAUUUUGUUACAUAUGCAAUAAACUCGCGACUUUACAUGUUCA